GCGAGGUGAAGGAGCAAGGAGUGGGCGACGAGCCCCUGAUUGGCCCACCAGCCCGCAGAUCAUUUGCUGGCCGAAGGGGCGGGCCCAGAGGCACUGACGUCACGCAGGGAACACCUGGGGAGCAGCUGCCAGGCCGCGCAGAGCGCACCAGAGGGCCCUGUGUUAAGAUGCCAGGAAGUGCAGACCUUGGACCUCAGACCCCGCCUCCCGGACCCCGACCCGCCGCCGCAAUGUGCGACUCCGAGCGUGGCUGGAGCGUGUCCUUCGUGGGCUGCGGCUUCCUAAUCUUCUACCACCUCGGGGCGACCCGCUGCCUGAGCGAGCGCGCCCCGCACCUCCUCCGCGACGCGCGCAUGUUCUUCGGUGCCUCUUCUGGGGCGCUGCACGGCGUCACCUUCCUCGCAGGUGUCCCUCUUGACAUCACCCUGCAGGUCCUCAGAGACUUUGUCGAGUCCACCAGAAGCCGGGCCAUGGGCAUCUUCCAUCCGUCCUUCAACGUAGUCAGGUUCCUGCGAGAAUCCUUCCACAGACACCUCCCGGACAACGUCCACCAGCUCAUCUCAGGCAAAAUGUGCAUCUCGCUCACCAGAGUGUCCGACUGGGAAAACGUCCUGGUGUCCGAGUUUCAGUCCAAAGACGACGUUGUGGACGCCUUGAUCUGUUCCUCCUUCAUCCCUUUCUUCUUUGGCUUAAUCCCUCCGACCUUCAGAGGCGUGGUAAGUCUGCUUUUAAACUGUGUUCGCAGGGUGCUGGGCGCAGGCAUCCUAGGUCCCCAAAAGCAGAGCCCUGUGUCUCUCAGCUUUGAAUCAGAGAUUCCAUCGCUGCCCCCUCCAUUCCCACUCACCCCCAGCCCAACCACCUUCUCCAAGAAUCCGCUAUCUGGCUUUCUGCUAGACAGGCUGCUUCACUUAAUUUUUGUUGUUAAGCCUCAGCAGAAGUUCACUUACUUGCCUGGCUUACAGGUGCUUCUAGAGAUAUGCCUGCGAGGGUACUUGGAUGCGGUCAGGUUCCUGGAAGAAAAAGGCAUCUGUGACAGGCCCCGUCCGAGCCCGAGUGUGCCCUCGGCAGCGCCCGAGUUCCUUCCCUUCUCCUGGGAAACCGCGAGCCCCGAGGCUUCCCCGGGGGCGGCUGCCUGGCAGAGGAGGCCCGAGGUGGCCGAGCUGCUGGCCCACCUGCGUGUCAGCCUCCUGCCCUGGGACGAGAGCAUCCUGGAGACACUGUCGCCCAAGCUCAUUGCAGGCCUGAGUGAGGCACUUAGACCCCGAGGUGGCUGGUGGAGCAAGGUCUGCAGGUUCCUACCGGUGAAGGCCAUGUCUUACGUGAUGCUGCCCUGUACGCUGCCCGUGGAGUCCGCGCUCGCGGUGGCCCAGAGGUGAGCCGUGUGGGCGGCUUUGUGUCUCGGGCUUGAGUGAGGGUUAAGGGAGAGUUCACGUAAGGCCCCACGCCUGGGCCUGGCCCCUGUGCGGUGCAGUAGGGGUGACAGUCCAUAGGGUCUGUCCCUGAGAGGUGCCUCGUGCUGAGGCCUGGCCCAACCUACCUCCUUUCUUUUUAUUCAUUUUUUAUUGGUUGAUUUUAGAGAGUGGAAGGGGAAGACAGAGA
Myotis brandtii (Brandt's bat) is the source of this 1599-nucleotide messenger RNA. RefSeq names its product patatin-like phospholipase domain-containing protein 3. Gene Ontology annotation, molecular function: triacylglycerol lipase activity. Gene Ontology annotation, cellular component: cytoplasm; membrane; lipid droplet. The transcript has 6 exons. The coding region runs from base 168 to 1376 and encodes 402 amino acids. NCBI's taxonomy places the organism in Eukaryota, Metazoa, Chordata, Mammalia, Chiroptera, Vespertilionidae. Gene Ontology annotation, biological process: triglyceride catabolic process; lipid homeostasis. The record is from RefSeq and is a predicted model, not a curated record.